AUGCCGGAAAACGAACAGCAUCGUCUUCUUGCUUCAUCAGAAGAUGCAGAACGAGACGUUGAAGCUCAUGGAUCCGAAGUUCUCGCUGCCACCGUCAUUGGUGGUGGAAGCAGUGGUGGGAGUGGGAAAGGGUUCAGAGAUUUCUUGAAUAUGUCAGGGCAUCAUCGCCAUAGUUUUAAGCGUUUGGAUAGAGAUAGAGAAAGAGAUCAUUAUGAUAAUGAUGAUGUUGUUGAUAUUAGUAAUAAUAAUAAUAAUAAUAAUUCUCGUGAUUCUCACUUUGAUUUUGAUCUUGAUUCUUCUGGUGAUGUUCUUACUGAUAGUGCACCUCCUGAAUGGGCUUUGUUGCUUCUUGGUUGUCUCCUUGGUCUUGCCACUGGUCUCCUUGUUGCUGUUUUCAAUAAAGGGGUGCAUGUAAUACAUGAAUGGGUAUGGGCUGGUACUCCGAACGAGGGCGCUGCAUGGCUUCGUUUGCAGAGAUUGGCUGAUACAUGGCAUCGAAUCCUUUUGAUACCAGUCACCGGAGGAGUAAUGGUUGGCAUGAUGUGUGGUUUACUAGAAAUACUGGACCAAAUAAAGCAGGCAAGUUAUUCCCCUCGAAGACAAGGUUUUGACAUGUUUGCCGGAAUCUAUCCAACGGUAAAAGCUAUUCAGGCUGCUGUCACUUUGGGUACUGGCUGUUCAUUGGGUCCUGAAGGUCCUAGUGUUGAUAUUGGAAAGUCGUGCGCCAAUGGAUUCUCAUUAAUGAUGGAAAACAACAGAGAAAGGAAAAUAGCACUUGUUGCAGCUGGUGCAGCAGCUGGAAUUUCUUCAGGCUUCAAUGCAGCAGUUGCUGGUUGUUUCUUCGCUAUUGAAACUGUGCUAAGGCCUCUUCGUGCGGAGAAUUCUCCUCCAUUUACAACUGCCAUGAUUAUAUUGGCUUCUGUCAUUUCGUCAACUGUAUCAAAUGUCAUACAGGGAACCGAAUCAGCUUUUACAGUGCCCGAGUACGAGUUGAAAUCUGCCGCUGAGCUACCUUUAUACCUGAUAUUGGGAAUGCUUUGUGGUGUCGUAAGCGUGGCAAUGACACGUUUGGUUGCUUGGUUCACCAAAUUUUUUGAGGUUAUCCAGGAGAAAUUCGGCCUUCCAACUGUUGUCUGUCCUGCCCUAGGUGGUUUAGGAGCUGGAAUCAUUGCCCUCAAAUAUCCCGGAAUAUUAUACUGGGGUUUCACAAACGUGGAAGAAAUUCUACGUACCGGAAAGAGUGCUUCAGCUCCUGGAAUAUGGCUUCUGACUCAAUUAGCAGGUGCUAAGGUUGUUGCAACAGCUCUUUGCAAAGGAUCUGGGCUUGUAGGUGGUCUCUAUGCACCGAGUUUAAUGAUUGGUGCUGCAGUUGGUGCCGUGUUCGGAGGCUUUGCCGCCGAAAUUAUCAACUCAGCAAUUCCUGGAAAUGCGGCUGUUGCUCAACCCCAAGCUUAUGCUCUGGUUGGAAUGGCUGCUACACUAGCAUCUGUUUGUAAUGUUCCUUUGACUUCAGUUCUACUUCUGUUUGAGCUAACAAAAGAUUACCGGAUACUGCUUCCUCUCAUGGGGGCUGUUGGAUUGGCAAUUUGGGUCCCGUCAGUGACAAACCAAGCGAAGGAGAGUGAUAUACCUGAUAAAAGAAGUUUGUCAAGAGGAUAUUCUUCAAUUUCGCGUUCUGAAGAUAAUGACGAUGGCAACGGUUUAGAACUCUGUAUUGUUGGAGAUGGUUCCGAGCUUGAAGAAAUCGAUGAAGAACUAUUUUUGGACAAUCUAAAGGUUUCUCAGGCCAUGUCAAAAUACUAUCUGAAGGUUCCAUCAUCUGAAACACUAAAAGACGCAAUCAAAAUCAUGCAUGACAGCCAGCAAAAUUGUAUACUCGUGGUCGACGAAGAUGAUUUUCUAGAAGGAAUACUGACAUAUGGUGACAUCAGAAGGUGUCGAUCCGAGAAGUCUAACGAUGCUUCUAUGAGCGACUCCGAUCUUUUGGAUGUGAACACAUUGCUUGUUUCUUCUGUUUGUACUCGAGGAAUGAACUAUCGUGGACGACCUCGCGGACUUUUAACUUGUUAUCCAAACACUACUUUGGCCAUGGCCAGAGAGUUAAUGGAGGCCAAGGGCGUUAAGCAAUUACCAGUAGUAAAACGCGGUAGAGAUCAUCACAAUAGAGAGAGGAAGCGAAGAAUCGUUGGUCUUCUUCAUUACGACGAACUUUGGCACUGUCUCAGGAAAGAGAUUAACCACAGGAAGUUAGCAUAUCAAAGUAGGACAGAAAUCAAUUUGACAAAUGGGCAUUAA
Molecule: messenger RNA, 2295 nt
Organism: Lathyrus sativus (Indian pea)
Lineage: Eukaryota; Viridiplantae; Streptophyta; Magnoliopsida; Fabales; Fabaceae
Source: the annotation of a GenBank genome assembly